Molecule: messenger RNA, 369 nt
Organism: Malania oleifera
Lineage: Eukaryota; Viridiplantae; Streptophyta; Magnoliopsida; Santalales; Ximeniaceae
Exons: 2
Coding region: 1-369 (122 amino acids)
Source: RefSeq, a predicted model, not a curated record
AUGGAUUUCAUACUAGCACCAGAUAGGGUUCAUGGAGGAGGCCUGGUAAUUUCACAGACCAGCGACAAAAGAUGGGAUAUCGAGCCCAUCAGGGGAAUUCUCCGCGUCCUACCUAUCCUAGAUGCCAUUAGAGGCAUCGGGGCGAGUGCAGGAAUGGAUCAGCUAUCGGCUAUCGGUGCGAUGGGACUGCAGCGUGGCGUUGACUCACACUCCUUCAUAGCAUUAGUAUCGGAGAGACUUCAUGAUGUUUUCCACGUAUCAGUUCUGAAGAAGUACGUGCCAGAUCCUUCGCACGUGAUAAGUUAUGAGCCUUUGGAGAUCAAGGAUGUUUUGGCAAACGAGGAGGUACCAGUUCAGAUUCUAGAUUGA